Messenger RNA from Mustela lutreola (European mink), 4993 nucleotides. RefSeq names its product phosphate cytidylyltransferase 1B, choline (gene PCYT1B). Gene Ontology annotation, biological process: CDP-choline pathway. The coding region runs from base 292 to 1356 and encodes 354 amino acids. Lineage: Eukaryota; Metazoa; Chordata; Mammalia; Carnivora; Mustelidae. Gene Ontology annotation, molecular function: choline-phosphate cytidylyltransferase activity; phosphatidylcholine binding. The transcript is spliced from 8 exons. The record is from RefSeq and is a predicted model, not a curated record.
ACGCCACAGGCCAUCAGAGCGCCAGUCCAGAGCACAGCAGUUGUCAGUGAACAACAGCCCGGAGGGGACAAGUGGAGGCCUGUGGUAAAUAAAGCAAGAACACCCAGCACCUUGGAUCUCUGCUUAUUCAAUCACUGGGACGUGACUAGCUCCUCCGAGUGCAUCUUCAAGCUAAACCUUCGGUCAAGUUCACCGGUGAAUCCAGAGAAGGACAAUUUCACCGUGUGACUCGAAAGAACUCCAAAACGAAGAGAGGACUCUAGAAAAAGAGAAAGGGGGGCAGGAUCAGACAUGGUGGGCCACCAGGAAAGCACCACGGAAGGGGACGCCGGGGACAGUGGCGCUCCCACAUUCUGGCGCAAGACCCUGACUGCACCUGCCCCAUUUGCCGACGAAACCAGCUGCCAGUGCCAAGCGCCCCAUGAGAAACUGACCAUUGCUCAGGCCCGCUUAGGAACACCAGUUGACAGGCCUGUCAGAGUCUAUGCGGAUGGGAUAUUUGACCUCUUCCAUUCCGGUCAUGCAAGGGCACUUAUGCAAGCAAAAACACUGUUUCCCAACAGCUACUUGUUGGUUGGAGUUUGCAGUGAUGACCUCACCCACAAAUUCAAAGGCUUCACUGUGAUGAACGAAGCAGAGAGAUACGAAGCUCUCAGACACUGUCGCUAUGUGGAUGAAGUCAUUAGAGAUGCUCCGUGGACACUCACCCCAGAGUUUCUGGAAAAACACAAGAUUGACUUUGUGGCCCAUGAUGAUAUACCCUACUCUUCUGCUGGUUCUGAUGAUGUUUACAAGCAUAUAAAGGAAGCAGGAAUGUUUGUUCCAACUCAGAGAACGGAAGGCAUCUCAACGUCAGACAUCAUCACCAGAAUCGUCCGCGACUACGAUGUUUAUGCCCGACGCAACCUACAGAGAGGGUACACAGCCAAGGAGCUCAAUGUCAGCUUCAUAAAUGAGAAGAAGUACCGCUUCCAGAACCAAGUAGACAAGAUGAAGGAAAAGGUCAAGAAUGUAGAGGAAAGAUCAAAGGAAUUUGUCAACAGAGUGGAAGAAAAGAGUCAUGAUCUCAUUCAGAAGUGGGAAGAGAAGUCAAGGGAAUUCAUUGGCAACUUCCUAGAGCUGUUUGGGCCUGACGGUGCAUGGAAGCAGAUGUUCCAGGAGAGGAGUAGCCGGAUGCUGCAGGCCUUGUCCCCGAAGCAGAGCCCUGUGAGCAGCCCCACCAGGAGCCGGUCCCCGUCCCGCUCCCCGUCGCCCACCUUCUCGUGGCUCCCGAACAAAACCUCACCGCCCUCCUCACCCAAAGCAGCCUCAGCCUCCAUCAGCAGCAUGAGUGAGGGGGAUGAGGAUGAGAAGUAAAGGCUGCCGGCAGACAGCAAGGGCCGCACCGCACAGGCUGGGGCGAGGGUGGGGUCACCGGGUGUGCCUGGGUGGGGUUGGAAGGGUGACGGUUGCAGGAGCUGCAGCUCAGCUAAGCGAAGGCCUGGGGACCAGCUUUCCCUCAGUCUCCACUCAGCAUAAGACUUGGGCUCUGCAUGGAGGUUUCAAGCCGGACAACCUUUACAAACCUUAGCAGCAUCUAGAAUCACUACUUUAACCUUGCUAAAGAAAGAUGCAGAGCACCCCCAGGAGACUUGCACUGAGUCGGGUGUCUUCUGCUUUGGUCCUUGCACCCACCCCUACCAAGUCCACCACCCAUGGAAGCGGCUGUUCCCUCAAUCUGCUACUUCCAGCUCAUAAGGGCCCUGCACGUUGCCUCCUACCACCCAAGCUCUGCCAGAAUAAAGUUGUUUCCGAUAGAGGUGGCAAAGUACUUCUGAAAUAGUCAAGUGAAAGGCCAAUUCGAGUCUUCUCAGAUUAGCUACUGAGACCUAAUGUUGCAGCACAUCGAUUCUUUACAGUUCUAGGAAUGUGGUGCAUAAACAAAGACGUGCUUUAGAUCAGAUAGAAGGUCAUCUAGCAUGAACCUUAACUUCUUAUUCAAUGGACAGUUCUGUUGAGGAGAAUGCCACAGAAGGCCUAAUAUGGUCCCGGUUGUACUUUUCAUCAUUGGUUUGACUUCAUGGUUUCCACAAAUUACCUUAAUCUGUGGAAAAUGCAACAAAGAAAAACACUGUGUGUGUGUGUGUGUAUGUAUGAAUGAAGAGGAGCUGCUUUGCUUUGGCUCCAAGUUUAGCAGAUGGUAAAUGUCUCCUGGAGCUUCUCCUAAAAGGAUGCUAACUCUGGAAUGGCUUUUCCCAUUUCUGACCAGUUAACAAUUUCAUAGGCCUCAAGUAACAGUUUGAUGUACCAAACCACAUAGUAUACCAAUAGGGGGUGCUACCUGCACGUAUCUGUUCUCCGUAUGCUCCACAUAUGCUAUCCGGGGUGUAUACCAUAUGCAAUAUGAAUGUAUGGUGGUAGCCUUCUACAAUAUAUGCUCCUGCUCUCACCCGAAUCCCCCGCUGAAAUCCUUGGUCUAAAGGACUACCUGGUUCUCUUGUGACUUGGGCACUUUGUCAAAAAAUCAUCCUGGAUUCCUGUAGAAAUGUCUUGUCCCAACCAGGAAACGAGUAUGUUGUUCUCAUGGCCUCCCAUUAUGUUUUUGGCUGGAGGGAGCCUCUGAAGAGCUUCCCAGAGCACUAUGGGAACCUUGGUGUGAUCGCAGCAUUGAAACGGACUACGUGGUUAUACAGUUAUCCCCAGCCCUAUGUUUGCCAAAUGGAAUGAAGAGCCUAAGCAUUGCUGAGUCAUUUAAAGUUACUGUCCGCUAAUGACAGAGAGGAGAGAAGCAGACAGAGUCAGGGGGUAGAACUGUACCCCUAGGUAGACGAAACAUUGCCUGUCUGUGCCAGCAAAGCCAAAGGGAGAGCUGGGGCCUAACAGAGCAGAGGCCCAAACCAGCAACUUGUGGGCAAAGCUCAGCAUCUCCUGUGACAGAAACUUCCCUUUUCUGUGACAGAACCAGCCUUUCUGGGUGACACAUGGGGCAACCAAUGAAGGAAGGUGGCAUGUCUUUCCCCUUUUGACGGGGUUGAACUACCUCCCUGCCCACCUGGAGAGAAGUGGUGUUUGCUGGGAAGCAAAACCAUGCGGCUGAGCUAGCUUGGAACCCCCUUGUCCUGGCUCGCUCCCCAGGGUUCUGUUGAGCACUCUUGUGGGACAAAGAGCUGGCGGGAACGUGGCAUGUGAGAAGGAAGCUCUCUGUAGCCAGGACCUAGAGCACUGCUCUGCAGAAGGAGCGAGGCCCCAGUUUUCCGCUGUGCCUCGCUGCUCAUUCCAGCUGCUUGACACUUAGGAUAGUGCAAGGAGGAGCACAGCCAGCCGGGCGAGGUGGGGGGAAUGAGGGCAGAAAAAGGGAGCAAAGAGGGACCUGGAGAGAGGGAAGGUCAUUGUAGAAAACCUGUGCUCUCAACCCAUUUCUGGACCUCACUAUGUAGGGGCAACUAUUCUGGGAAGGCCUUUUAUGUGCUUAUUCCAUCACCCAGGGCAGACAGAUCCACGCUUACUUGAAUUGCGCUCUGAAGCACAUCAUGUGGGGCUCCACCAGGCCGACGCUGUGUUUGCAGGCCUUCCACACCUUGCUGACAGGUGCCCCUUAUGUGACUCAGACUCAGUGCUGUCAUAGCUGCCAACGAUGGGACAUCACCAACACCUGGCUUAUUCCAGAGAUGGGCUGAAAUCACCCACAAACCGUUCUAAAUCUCACCUCAUGUCUCCAUGCUGUCCUCUAGUAAUCCCUCCCCGCUGUCCUCAGGCCAUGAGGCUGAGAAGAAAUGGGGGCGGGGAUUCUACAACCCAACCUGCAACACUCCUGGCCAUUCUUCCCAGGAGAAGGUGUGGGUGCCCAUCUUUUGGGUCAACGGUCAUGGCCGCAAGUGAGUCAGGGCUGGAGUGAGAGAUGUACAAAUCAUGUGCAGGCUUGACAAGGCAAGCAGAAAUGACAGAAAGCAAGGAAAUGUCCCUUCUGCCCUAGAAAGGGAAGGAAGCUUUAGACUGAGGACUGCAGAACUGUACAGAGUAUUGUAGAAGGAGGGAGCAGGAUAGAAGAAGGGUGGGCAAAAUCCGGCUGGAAGCCGGGGAGUGGAGGAGCAGGGACUUUCUGCUCCCUUUCAAAGUGUCACUCACCCCUUACAGGUGAAAAAGGGAGGCUUCCUUUCACCGACACCCAAGGUCAGUGACUAUCCAUGCGGGGUGGGGUGCCAUGUCCCCGAGUUCCCCCAUCCCACCACUUCUCCAUUUGCUGUCACAUCCCCUUCCCAGGGCCCUGAAAUCAAACGUUCACCCUUCCACCAGCUAAAACACACAGGGGAAACUCUAAUAGCCUAGCCACACUGAAUGGCCCGUUUCUGGCAAGCCAGCUCCCGUGUGCCAGGACCUCAGAACAGUAAAGGCAACCAACCUCAAGAGGAGCGACCCUGAGAGCCAAGACUGCCUUCUGACCUGCUCUGUGGGCUUGCAGUCUUGCUUCAGGCCUCGGGCUAUAGUCACUGUGAGUCCAUCCCUUGAGGGGGGACAGGAAGACUGUGCAUUUGUUUUCUCUCCAUCUUCAGGACUUAUUUUAGCACCCAAGCAUACCCCAGAGAGAGAGACGUGAUGGCGUAACAGACACAGCUGAAUCAGAUGAGCCGGUUUGGGAGCAGAGAUGUUCCUGCUCUUCAGGCAUCCAUUCAGCACUAGUCUAGGCCACCAGACCUUUUCUUCCCCCUUUUUAAAAAAAAAAAAUCAGCUCAUGUGGCAUUUGCAGACUUUUUUGUUUUGUCACUGCGAUGUGUCCUGGGACAAAGCCAUAAGAAGAGCAUACAUACUUAAGACUCUGCUGUACAUACAAGAAGACGAAGACUCGUCUGGGUUCAAGUACGACCUUAUGCCCAAGCAUUUGCUCUGGUGCUGAAUUACGCGAACUACUGGAAUCAGCCCUCCGCCCCCAGCCCCCCGUGCCUCCCCCACCGCUCCCGCUCCCCAACAGUACACAGCAUUCCCACCUUGUUUAUAAAUAAAGGGACGCAUCAUUGCA